Ziziphus jujuba (common jujube) is the source of this 1619-nucleotide messenger RNA. RefSeq names its product peroxisome biogenesis factor 10. The record is from RefSeq and is a predicted model, not a curated record. Bases 172 to 1362 code for a protein of 396 amino acids. The transcript has 11 exons. Gene Ontology annotation, cellular component: peroxisomal membrane. NCBI's taxonomy places the organism in Eukaryota, Viridiplantae, Streptophyta, Magnoliopsida, Rosales, Rhamnaceae. Gene Ontology annotation, biological process: protein import into peroxisome matrix. Gene Ontology annotation, molecular function: zinc ion binding.
AAUAAUAAUUUGGGGCAACGACGCCGGUUUGAUGUGUUCUUCUCCUAUUUUAUCCCUUUUUCUGGUAUGCCUUGGGCUAAGUGAUCCCAAUUCACAGACAAAACGAAACCGUGGCUUCUGCAACUAAACGUCGUUUCCUUUUUGAAAGAAAAAGUCGAAAAUAGUUUCAGUAUGGGACUGAGAAGGAGAGAGGUAGAUGGGUCCGCUGAGGCUGGACCCAGUAGCGGAGAAGCGGGUCCCAGCAGCUCCGAACCAGUAGUGCCGCGGCGGUUCCCUCUGGCGGCUCAGCCUGAGAUUAUGAGGGCCGCUGAGAAGGACGACCAGUACGCCUCCUUCGUCUACGACGCCUGCCGUGACGCUUUUCGCCACCUCUUUGGUACAAGAAUUGCCGUAGCUUACCAGAGUGAGAUGAAGCUUCUAGGACAAACGCUUUAUUACGUAUUGACAACUGGUUCAGGGCAGCAAACUCUGGGAGAAGAAUACUGUGACAUAACUCAGGUUGCAGGACCUUAUGGACUUCCUCCAACACCAGCAAGGCGUGCACUUUUUAUUGUGUACCAAUCUGCAGUUCCUUAUAUUGCAGAACGAAUUAGCUCAAGAGUUGCUUCUCGCGGUAUUAUCCUUGCUGAUUCACAGUCUGAGGACCUAUAUGGUAAUAUUGCUUCAGGGAACAACUAUGUUUCAGAUGGUUCAGCUUCAUCAACAUCGGGGGCAUCUGUUUCAGCUUUGACAACAUUGAAAGAAAAACUCAAUAGAUUAUGGUUCUUUGCAGUUCAGAGAUGGCCGACGGUGCUCCCUAUAGCUCGUGAAUUUUUGCAAUUGGUACUUCGUGCUAACCUUAUGUUCUUUUACUUUGAAGGCCUCUAUUAUCAUAUCUCAAAACGUGCAGCUGGUAUUCGUUAUGUGUUCAUUGGAAAACCAUCAAAUCAAAGGCCUAGAUACCAAAUUCUGGGAGUAUUUUUACUAGUUCAGCUAUGUAUCAUUGCGGUUGAAGGACUGCGGCGUAGCAAUUUAUCAUCUAUUGCAAGUUCAGCUCAUCAUACAUCCUCUGGGAUGCACCAUAGUUCGGCAGAACGAGGUUUGCCUGUUUUAAACGAGGAAGGUAAUUUGAUAUCAGUAAGUACUGACAAGAGAAGUUGGAUGUACGAUUCAUCAUCAACUUCAGAGUCCCAAGCAACAACUGGAAUGAGCAAAUGCACGCUAUGCCUUAGUGAUCGACAGCAUCCAACAGCCACACCCUGUGGUCAUGUUUUCUGCUGGAGUUGCAUAAUGGAAUGGUGUAACGAAAAGCCAGAAUGUCCUCUAUGCCGAACACCCAUAACUCAUUCAAGCUUAGUUUGCUUAUAUCAUUCAGACUUCUAGACCUGGGUUGUGGUUUUUGUAUUUUGCCCCAAAAUGGAUAGGAAAUAUGCAUCAUAGAGAAAUUGUAGCCAUAGAUAAAGAUGAAGAAAUUGUAGCAGUUAACAUGUAAAAUUUGUUUGAAUUUGAGGUAAUUAUGUAUUUUUAUAUAUGUUUGAGAAGUGAGAAGGGUAGCCCUUGUAGUGAUAUUAUUGUUGUAAUUUAGCUAUUUAGCAAGCAAAAGGUUCUUUACAGAAUAAAAUUAGCAUUUUUAUUUUUUA